AUGCCAGCACGGGAAGCACCAAGCGUGGAGCUUGGUUCGGCACCCCGAACCCCCAGCGUUGUUGCUUCUCCUUCACCUUCAGAGAUAUCGAGCACAAGUUCGCCUGAACCACAGAACAUUCGAACAACGCCUUUGUUCAGAGCUUUAGCAAUGCCACCGCCCGAACCUGAACAGCCUCCAGGACAGGAUGAGCUAGAGCGUCGGCUACCCGGGUACAGGCGAAUUGUCAUUCCAAGGGAACUUACGUUAAUCGAACUAUUGAAACAGUGCAGUGGCGUGACGACCGACGAAGAAGUAUUGAGAAUUCGCGAAGCGAAAUUACGCGUGAUUGCGGAGAGAGUUGGACUGAGGAGGUUACACGUGCUUGCACCUCGACUUUGCUCUUUGACUUUGGACGGAAGCGCAUUGUUGUCAUUGCGAGAUCUAGGAAUUGGUUUAGUACAUUUAAAGAUGCUCAGCGUAAAUCGAUGUGGCCUAACGUCUUUAGACGGCGUGUGGGGCUUGGCAUCUUUACGGGAACUGCAUGCAGCUGUAAACCGUAUUCAAGACCUUAAUCCACUUGCAGUACUUCAAAAACUCCAUACUUUAAACUUAACUAAUAAUCCUAUAUCAGAAUCUGGUCGCAUUUGGACAUUGGGCGUAUGCAGUUCUCUUCGUCGCCUGUUUCUCAAUGGGACUCCAUUUUCGGAAUCACCAAGAUAUCGCUCAAUUAUUGCUUCUACGCUGCCGAUGUUGACAUCUUUAGACGAUCAGCCUUUGCAUACAAAUGUGAACACAGACGACUACCUAGAAGACAUUGGUAACAAAUCCGAUUCUGACUCUGGGAGUGACCAGGAGCGUGAUACAAAACUACAGCAGGGACUUCUUCCACAUACUGAGGAUACAGCUGGAACUUCCUCACAAAUGUAUCAGAGAUCUCUAAAAGAGGAUUCGCCUCAUCAUAUCGAUGAGAAGUUUACAAUGGGUCAGGUUUAUCAACGAAGGCGGCCAGCGACCACGGAAAGCGGUGGUGUGCGGCCAUCGAAACCUGUACUACCGCGAAGACCUCAAACCGCUGUCGAUCGUCCGUGUAUAGAUGCACCGACGAGGCUACAAAUAAUGAAUACACUAAUGGAUACUGAGUGGCGAUGCAGCGGCAGUAAGCUAACUUCUAAAGGCGCUGUGUGUGGAAAUUUGGCGCGAGCGUUACGUCGACCGGCCCUUUCAACUCCUGAUGCACAGUUAGAAACUGUUGGGCGUACAAUGGAAGACGCGUGUCGAGCAAUAGCGGCAGAGAUCCCUCGAGCACCGAGCCACGAAGACUGGGUCAAGUUUAGAGAAGAAACCGGACAUUAUACUAAAAUUGAAAUCGAGAUAAAUUUUAAUGAAAGACCUCAGAGUAUGGACCCAGCCAAAGCCUUGGAUCGUUUAGAGCGUAUAGAAAGAGAAACCUCCGAACGUUUGAAGAGAAUGCCGACAGAAAGAAAUUGCAGUAUAAUGGACUAA
This is a messenger RNA of Parnassius apollo (apollo), 1485 nucleotides long. The record is from the annotation of a GenBank genome assembly. Lineage: Eukaryota; Metazoa; Arthropoda; Insecta; Lepidoptera; Papilionidae.